AUGAGGGCGAGUAAGGCGCAAUGUGAGGCCAUCAAAUCGUCCAUAUCAGAUGGCACAACAUCGACUUCUACCAUCUCCGCGUUUCGGGAUAUUCUGGGUUUGAACACGCGACCUGCGACGACGGCAUCGAUGACCAAGCCUAAAGCAAAGACCGCGGACACAGUCAAGUCUAGUAUCAAAAAGGUUCCACCAAAGAAGCGUGUACCGGAUGGACAGGCAGUACAUGAUGUACGUGAUGAUGCAGAUGAGUUGUCUUCCAAAGACCGAUAUGUGCUCGCCACUGAGGUUGUCAACACCUCCUUAAAGUUCCUCAGUGCAGCGAGUAAGGACAAGUCGUCUCUGAAAGCGGCUGCAGAAUCUCGGAAGUCACCCAACGUAUCGCCCACAGUAACUCCACGACCAGGUGACAGAUCUAGAGUACUUCGGCCAACAUCGGGGAAUGCAUCGCCAAAGCGCGCUGGUACGAAACCAGCUACCAUCGAGCAGGUCGCGGGAUCCGAUACGACUGGAUGUAUCACGAACAUUGUCCAAUGCGCGAGGCUUGCAUUCUCGUUCCUAAAGUCUAAUGAGGCGAAAGGCAUUUCGAAUGCCAAAGACCAGACACUAUGGCAAUUGGACAGCGGCAUCAUUGCCUUCGCAGGCAAACUCACGGUCCUUGGAUUCGACUUUGAGCCAGAGCUCAGUCUGCUUCGACAUGUGCUUCUACCAAGACAGGCAAUAGUCAUCACAUCUCAAAUGAUCUGGCCGGAGGACAAACCAGCUAUGGUCUUUGAGCUACAGGUGCUAGCACUCAGACUCAAACAGUUAUCAACGAACGACCAAGUCUCACUAGACGCAUUCCAUCGCUUCCUCGAGAUUUUUAGACGACAGUCCCAUGAUGGACUGAUCCGGCACCACGCCCGGGUUGUACAGUAUUAUGUGCUGCUCGAGAUUUCCACUGCUGGAAUGUGUCAGGAACUUCACUUUGAUAUCCUUCGAGUCUUUGUUACUGCAGCAGAGGCCCUUGAUUUGUGCGAUGAAGCAUUGAAGUGGACUGCAAGUAUGCAGGAAGCUUGCAGCAGCCUGGGAGACGAGCAUGCCCGUCAUGUAGCUUGUACUAUCAAGCGACUUAGAUUGUCGUCUGACGAGACGGAUUGCAGUCAUUUGCUAUAUAAGCAGACGAGUGGCCGACCAGUUGACUACGAUAUGCUCCUGGAAGAACUUGCUUGUUAUGUCACCGCAAGGAAUCGCAAAGUAUCGACUGAGAUGAGUCGAGCAGCUGCACGAUAUGCUCAGAGAUACUCACGAUCAUACCGGGAUCGUAAUUCGAGGUUGGUAGUGACCAUCAUCCAGUCAGCUUUGAGCACUAGUCUCAGGGUCGAGGACACAGCAAGAUGGGUGACUCUGGAAUCUGCAAGGGUAUACUACAGAAACGGCACACUACGCAAGACUGCACAUGCAGCUGCGCAGACCAAUAUGACUAAAGCUUGGAGCAUUGACUCAGAGGCAGUGGCACUAAGGCGUGUCCUGCAAGCGCUGCUCUGGCAAGCGGCUGGUUCGCAAGCAUCCGAAAGCUCUCCGUAUCUGCCAUUUGAAGACUCAGAUGCCUUGACCGGCGACGAGAAGGCAGUGCUGCUACAUGGAGCCAUACUAGACAUGCCAGAGCCAAAGAAGUCUAGACCCACCCUGCCGAAGGUGGUGGAGCACAUUCUAGCGGAGCUCUCCAACCUGUACGAACCCAGUCGCUAUCCAUUGCGUCGUAUGGCCGUAGUUACGCAGGUUGCUCGACUUCGUGCUAUCCACGGCCUACAGCCUCAUAUUUUCGAGCAGUGGACAAAGUCGAUAGACCUUGACGCCAUCAGUCUGGCAAAAGAUGACGCCCUUGGUCACUAUCUUUUGGACGUCCAGACGAUGUGGACUAUCGCCAUGUCAUUCGAUGACGGAAGGCCUCCCUCCGCACAGCUCGUGGCUGUCCUCGACAAAUUGCGAAAGUUCUCGGGCGAAGAUGAGGUGUAUGAUGUCGAAGUUAGCACAAGCCAACUAUUUGCUUGCGCCACAUACUUUGAUAUGAUGGGUGAUGAACACAAUCAUCUGCUCACGCUUCGUCUGCAACAACGUCUUGGAACGCCUUCAGCAAUAAUUAGUCUCGCAGGCCAGUACCUCAGAUUAGGAUACACCGAGAAGGCCCUGCCUCUACUUGCAGACGCCAAAGCACUUCAUAAAGCCUCCGAACGAGAACUUAUUGAAGAGCUCAAUCUCGAUCUCACGUUGGCAGAAUGUCAUGUGGUUACUGGAGAUUUCGUACAGGCUGAAGCUGAUCUGGAAAGAACGAAAGCAAUACGAGAGCUGUUGCCGCCUGAAGGUGUGGCGAGAGCUGAACGAAAAGGUUACGAACUGCUUCAUGCUCGAGCGUGGAUCAUACGAUCGAAGCUGUGUGCAGCGAACGGGCCUGCGAAAGGUGCUUUAGCCGCUGCAAAGCGUGCAGUCAAGUUACUUCAAGCCACUUGGGCGGCAGCAGAGAGGGCCACUGGAGAGAACUUGUUCGGGUCUGUCAGUCAAUCUGAAGAUAUUGCAAGCCCAGACGUCCCAGAUGUGAACGCCUUGGCCACGGGAGUCAGCAAGCUUCAGCUUACGCCAAUAGUCAACCAGACCAAGUCGACCAUGCAGACUUCGAGAAAAGGUGCCGGUUUUUGGCCGAUUGUGUCACCAAUGUGUGAAGCUUUGAUGCACCUUUCCGAUCUCUACUCCCACCACGGCGUCUUUGCGGAAGCAGACUACUACUCAGAGCGGGCGAUUAGAAUUGCUGAGUCGAUAACUUCGAAACAACUCCUUGCCCACGUGAGGGUGCAUAGAUGCCGUCUACAGGUUCUUGCGGGCCAGCUGGAAGCUGCUGAGCUGUGCUUGACUCAAAGCAAAGACGCCGAUGCCAGUCCUGCGCCUUGGCGUGUGGUUGAGCGACAGUGUGCUGAGGCCGAGCUACGCACAAAAGAAGGCUCCUUUGAGGAAGCGACAGUUCUGUAUCGUGAAGCCACUGCGCUCAUUCGAACAAUAAGGUCGCAUGAAUUCCUGAAAGCGCUUGACAUAUCGGGCGUAGCGCCUGACAGUGACCCAACACCGGCAGUGGGGUGUGAACGUCCUACGGUGUCUCGUUCUGCGAUGGGCAAAAUUGCCAAAGCCAAAUCAACACGUACGGCAAAAAGAGCGAUUGAUAAGAUAGCAACGGUAGGGCAUGGCCAGGCUCAGCCAGUCGGCAUCGUACUCGAUGAUCUGCUUACUCGCAUAACGUUCAAGCAUGCGCUGACACUCAUGCGAGUGGGUAGGCAUAAGGAAGCGUCAACAUUAGUAGCUGCUUUGCCUGUUACUGAAAGACAAAGCUUCAGCCAGCGUCACUACGAGAACCUCAGACUCAUGCAAGAUGCUGCCGCUAUAUUGGAAGCCGAUGUUACUUUCAGUAUGCUCGCAGAGUCAACGCUUGCGUGCCCUACUGUGCUGCCAGGUGAGAAGCUCAUGCAAACGACGGGACGACCGGCAAAGUCUCGACUCGACAAUGCAUCGACAUCUUCGGAGGCCUCGGAGCUACUUGUGACGGCCCGACAAUGUUUGCUACCAAAGCAGAACGACGUGGUCUCGGUCACUACUGCGACUGCUCACCAUGAUGCGUCGUUAUUCUUGGAGGCUAGCAUGUAUCUUGCGUCGAUAGGGACGACACAUGCAGGGAGUAGAGUCCAUCCCGCUCGUGCUGCAUCGCAGGGAGAGUAUCCGAGAACGCAUGCUCAGGUGCGCGAGCUUGCUACGGUGGAGGUGGACAUCGAAGCUGCGGAGUCGUCAUCUCCCUUCCAGUGGCCAAGCCUACCAAAGGACGAGCAUCACGCGGAAUCCUUGACUGCUGUACAGUUCCAAGAGCAGUAUGUGGAUAUUUUGCCCGAGUCCUGGACGGCUGUAUCAUUGUACCCGAACGCCGAAUGUACAGAGCUCUACGCCGUCCGAUACCGAGCUGGACAGUCUCCGUUCUUACUGCGGCUUCCAUUCUCACGACACAAACCUGAUGCCGAAAAUGAAGAGCCGUUCGACUACAACAAGGGCAAAGCUGAGCUGCAAGAUAUCGUCGCAGCGAGCAAUUACAGUUGUCACAACACGAAAGGUAUGGAAGGCAAGGGAGCGAAGAGCAAUUGGUGGACCGAGCGUGAAGCACUCGAUCGAAGACUACACGAGCUUCUGCUCAAUAUGGAGAAUAUCUGGUUCGGUGGCUUCAAGUCCAUAUUCUCGCAGCAGGCAAGGCAUCCUGAACUGCUGGCACGCUUCCGGAAGACGUUUGACGAUAUACUGCUUCGACACUUGCCAUCACGUCGCAGUACUAAACCACGCACAGGGCUGCUCGCCUUGGAUAGCAAGGUGCUGGAACUUUUCGUCGGACUCGGCAACGAUGAAAAUGAUACUGUCGACACUGAUGAGCCUCUAAUGGAUCUGCUAUACUUUGUUGUCGACAUGCUGCAAUUCAGCGGCGAGCAUAACGCUUAUGACGAGAUCGAUUUUGACAGCAUGGUCGUCGAUGUUCAAGACGCUCUGCGCAGCUACCAUGAUGCACCUCCACGAGAUGGCGAUGAAGCACGACACACGAUCCUCAUCCUGGACAAGCGGCUACAAGCGUUUCCGUGGGAGAGCCUGCCAUGUCUUGAGAGUGCCAGCGUAAGUAGAGUUGGGAGUAUGCUGUCUUUGCGCGAGAGUGUAUUGGCAAUGAGAGAUAGACACAGAGUGCUCGGGGUAGACCACGACCGUCACGUGGUCGAUCGGAAGUCUGGCACCUACAUUCUCAAUCCAUCCAACGAUCUCGUCAACACACAGACGAUGCUGCAAGAUCCACUGGCUGUGCUGGCGAAGGCACCAGGUGCGAAGUGGAUCGCAAUGGUGCAACAAGCGCCAAAAGAGGAAGAGUUCAAGCAAGCUCUUACCGACUCAUCCAUCCUGCUAUACUUUGGCCACGGAGCAGGAUCGCAAUACAUACGGCCUCGCACAAUCAGGAGACUGGAGAAGUGCAGUGAAGUCGUGUGGCUGAUGGGUUGCUCUUCUGGUGCAAUUACCGAGUAUGGCGAGCUCGAGCCCUUCGCUGUACCUUUUGCUUAUCUCAUGGCCGGUAGCACUCAUGACACUCAGGCAGCAGAGCCGAGGGAUAGAAACAACAUGUGCAUGGCUGCGAUAGGCACGCUCUGGGAUGUGACAGACAAGGACGUCGAUCGUUUCUCACUCGCAGUAGGUGAGCAGUGGGGACUAUGGGCACCGUCCGAAGCCUCUAAGCUGCCUACAAAGACGCCUAAGAAGCCUCAAAGGCACCUCGUCGCCCCAUCAACACCGCAGCAGGUUCCGAAGACUCCAAAAACACCUAAGGUCGGGAAAACUUCAAUGGCGGCUGCUAAGACACCUACUAGGAGCAGAAGUCGGAGCAAGCCGAGGCAAAGUGAUGGCAGGAAGAGGUCAUUGGUUGAGGCUGUGAGCAGGAGUAGAGAUGCUUGCUACCUAAGGUAUUUGAACGGUGCUGCGCCAGUCGUGUAUGGCGUGCCUGUAUAUCUUGGCGAUUGA
Messenger RNA from Recurvomyces mirabilis, 5553 nucleotides. RefSeq names its product separin protein. Gene Ontology annotation, biological process: meiotic chromosome separation; proteolysis. The coding region runs from base 1 to 5553 and encodes 1850 amino acids. Gene Ontology annotation, cellular component: cytoplasm; mitotic spindle; nucleus. Gene Ontology annotation, molecular function: cysteine-type endopeptidase activity; protein binding. The record is from RefSeq and is a predicted model, not a curated record. The transcript has a single exon. Lineage: Eukaryota; Fungi; Ascomycota; Dothideomycetes; Mycosphaerellales; Teratosphaeriaceae.